This is a messenger RNA of Rattus rattus (black rat), 3053 nucleotides long. It is a transcript of the gene Slc6a9, whose product is annotated as solute carrier family 6 member 9. Gene Ontology annotation, cellular component: plasma membrane. Gene Ontology annotation, biological process: sodium ion transmembrane transport; synaptic transmission, glycinergic; neurotransmitter transport. NCBI's taxonomy places the organism in Eukaryota, Metazoa, Chordata, Mammalia, Rodentia, Muridae. The record is from RefSeq and is a predicted model, not a curated record. Gene Ontology annotation, molecular function: glycine:sodium symporter activity.
AUGAGCGGCUGAGACACUCGUGCUUUGAGUGCUCUUCCCAGGAUGGCUGUGGCUCACGGACCUGUGGCCACCUCUUCCCCAGAACAGAAUGGUGCUGUGCCCAGCGAGGCCACCAAGAAGGACCAGAACCUCACACGGGGCAACUGGGGCAACCAGAUCGAGUUUGUACUGACGAGCGUGGGCUAUGCCGUGGGCCUGGGCAAUGUGUGGCGUUUCCCAUACCUCUGCUAUCGCAACGGGGGAGGUGCCUUCAUGUUCCCCUACUUCAUCAUGCUGAUCUUCUGCGGGAUUCCUCUCUUCUUCAUGGAGCUCUCCUUCGGUCAGUUUGCAAGCCAGGGCUGCCUGGGGGUCUGGAGGAUCAGCCCCAUGUUCAAAGGUGUGGGCUAUGGUAUGAUGGUGGUGUCCACGUACAUCGGUAUCUACUACAACGUGGUCAUCUGCAUCGCCUUCUACUACUUCUUCUCGUCCAUGACGCACGUGCUGCCCUGGGCUUACUGCAAUAACCCCUGGAACACACCCGACUGUGCCGGUGUGCUGGAUGCUUCCAAUCUCACCAAUGGCUCCCGGCCCACUGCCCUGUCUGGCAACCUGUCUCACCUGUUCAACUACACCUUGCAAAGGACCAGCCCCAGUGAGGAGUACUGGAGGCUGUACGUGCUGAAGCUGUCGGAUGACAUUGGAAACUUUGGAGAAGUGCGGCUUCCUCUCCUAGGCUGCCUCGGCGUCUCCUGGGUGGUUGUCUUCCUCUGCCUCAUUCGAGGAGUCAAGUCUUCAGGGAAAGUGGUGUACUUCACGGCCACAUUUCCCUAUGUGGUGCUGACCAUUCUGUUUGUUCGUGGAGUGACCCUGGAAGGAGCCUUCACGGGUAUCAUGUACUACCUGACCCCAAAGUGGGACAAGAUCCUGGAGGCCAAGGUGUGGGGGGAUGCAGCCUCUCAGAUCUUCUAUUCCCUGGGCUGUGCAUGGGGUGGCCUCAUCACCAUGGCAUCCUACAACAAAUUCCACAACAACUGCUACCGGGACAGCGUCAUCAUCAGCAUCACCAAUUGUGCUACCAGCGUCUAUGCUGGCUUCGUCAUCUUCUCUAUCCUAGGCUUCAUGGCCAAUCACCUGGGUGUGGAUGUGUCUCGGGUGGCAGACCACGGGCCCGGGCUAGCUUUCGUGGCUUACCCCGAGGCUCUCACACUGCUUCCCAUCUCCCCGCUCUGGUCCUUGCUGUUUUUCUUCAUGCUCAUCCUGCUGGGACUCGGUACUCAGUUCUGCCUCCUGGAGACCCUAGUCACUGCCAUUGUGGAUGAGGUGGGGAAUGAGUGGAUUCUGCAGAAGAAGACCUACGUGACCUUGGGUGUGGCUGUGGCUGGCUUCUUGCUGGGUAUCCCUCUUACCAGCCAGGCGGGCAUCUACUGGCUGCUGCUGAUGGACAACUACGCAGCCAGCUUCUCCUUGGUUGUCAUCUCCUGCAUCAUGUGCGUGUCCAUCAUGUAUAUCUAUGGGCACCGGAAUUACUUCCAGGACAUUCAGAUGAUGCUGGGGUUCCCACCGCCUCUCUUCUUCCAGAUCUGUUGGCGUUUCGUCUCCCCCACUAUCAUCUUUUUCAUUCUCAUCUUCACGGUGAUCCAGUACCGGCCAAUCACCUACAACCACUACCAGUACCCAGGCUGGGCUGUGGCCAUCGGCUUCCUCAUGGCUUUGUCGUCUGUCAUCUGCAUCCCAUUGUACGCAUUGUUCCAGCUCUGCCGCACAGAUGGGGACACACUUCUUCAGCGUUUGAAAAAUGCCACAAAGCCAAGCAGAGACUGGGGCCCUGCCCUCCUGGAGCACCGGACUGGGCGCUAUGCCCCCACUACAACCCCCUCUCCUGAAGAUGGGUUUGAGGUUCAGCCACUGCACCCAGACAAGGCCCAGAUCCCCAUUGUGGGCAGUAACGGCUCCAGCCGCCUCCAGGACUCCCGGAUAUGAGCACAGUUGUUGCAAGGGGAGAAGCCCCACCCAACCCUUGCUCCUACCACAGAGACUGAGGAGGUGGUGGACCGGUGUGACUGCCUGCCCCAUCAUGCCCUGGCCAGGGUGCCUGCUGUCACCUUGGCCACCACUGCUCAUGUCCCCAGUGUUUACACAUCCUUUGGAUGCCAAGACAGCAGCUGGGGGUGGAAAAGUGAUGGGGGUGGGGGGGAAGGUGCGUGGGGGUGGGGCAUGGGGCGGCAGUGUCCAAAGCACUUUGGAGGAGGUCUCAGGCCAUGUCCCCAGAGGCCUUCCAGGCUUCAUUAUCCCUCAUGCUCUGCCCUGAGCUGUUUCACUACGGGAUAAGAGGUUUUGUUUCCACACCCCACCUGUUCCCCUCCAGCCUCAUGACCAGUGUUCCUGACCCCACAACAGACCCUAGCCUCUUGCCCAGGCAAAUCUGUAUCUUCCUACUCCGGACAAGGUGAGGGCCCCGGGGGCUGUACAGUGUUAUUGUUGGACUGCACCACUUAGCCCUGUUUAUUUGUGUAAUUAUUUUUUUAAAAAAUUGUAUUACCUGUGGUUGCCACCCCCCUGCCCCAGCCUUGGGUCCAGUCUGUCUUCCAGGCCUGCCUGCACCUCACUUGGCUGCUCCAGGGUCCCUUGUCCUUUGUUCCAAUCCUGGUUGUCAGGCCCAGCCAGCAAAGGCCAUGACCCAGCAGCCUGCCCAAAGCACUUGUUUAUGGAGGGAAAGAAGGGGACUUAUCUGUAGAAAGCUUGAGCCCAGAGCCCUGGGGAAGGGGACCCUGCACAGCAUUCCCUUGCCCACCCUCCACCAGGUUGAAGGCCCAGUCUUCCCAGACGUGCUAACCCCAUUCAAUGUGCCAAAUGGCCCCAGCCCACGUGCCUGUCCCCCCUCUGCAGUCAGAGCACCUUCUCCCAAGACCUGCAGUCCGUGUGUCCGUCCUCUGUGCCCUCUGCAGUGACAGCCCUGGCCAAGCCCCUUCUAAUCCUCUGUAGCAAUAACGGUGUGCCGCCCGCCGCUGCCCAGCGUGCAGCACUCGGGUUUUAAAGUCCGUAGGUUUUAAUGAAAUUUCUAUUCCUGUCUCUGA